This is a messenger RNA of Trichoderma aggressivum f. europaeum, 1251 nucleotides long. RefSeq lists its product as uncharacterized. Gene Ontology annotation, cellular component: endoplasmic reticulum. The record is from RefSeq and is a predicted model, not a curated record. The coding region runs from base 1 to 1251 and encodes 416 amino acids. Gene Ontology annotation, biological process: transmembrane transport. NCBI's taxonomy places the organism in Eukaryota, Fungi, Ascomycota, Sordariomycetes, Hypocreales, Hypocreaceae. The transcript has 3 exons.
AUGCGCUGGCUUUACACUGCGGCCGGUCUUUUGCUGGGUGCCGACAUUAACGUGCAUUCCCGUCCCACUACAGUCACAAAGGUCGCCGCAGAAUAUUCAACCAUUUCGCAGUUUAUCAUUUCCAGUCUCCCGUCACGCUUGGGAGCGCUUGGGAUUGGCGAGCCACGGGUUCGGUUGGGUCACCAGGUGACGCCAAGAGUUCUUAUAAUCAGCUUGUUUGGUCCGGAAGCCGACGUAUGGUACGAAAACUUGCCCAAGAGCGGCCUGGGAGACCUCCUCGCGACGAACAUCUCUGUCCCAGGCCUUAAUCCUCUCUACCCAGCUGUUCAUUGCACAGCUGAAGGCACCAUCUGCCAGGUCACGACCGGAGAGUCCGAGAUCAACGCGGCCGCUACAAUUAACUCAGUGGUGCUGUCGGGAAUGUUUGAUCUUCGAAAGACAUACUUCUUGAUUGCAGGAAUUGCCGGCGUGAACCCCAAGCAUGGCACGCUGGGAAGUGUGGCCAUUGCUAAGUAUGCGGUUCAGGUUGCUCUGCAGUAUGAACUCGACGCCCGAGAGAUGCCACCCGACUGGACCACGGGCUACUUUUCAUACGGAACGCUUAGUCCUGGUCAAUACCCAACCAGGCUGUACGGAACCGAAGUAUUCGAAGUGAACGAGGCUCUUCGAGAUGCGGCAUAUGGCUACGCCUCCGAGGUCAGGCUAGAGGACUCUGCCAACGCGAGGGCUUAUCGAAAGAAGUAUGCUGCCGCAGGGCCUUCGUACGCCAUGGCCACAAGACCCCCCUCAGUUAUCAAAUGCGAUUCUGCAACGAGCGACGUAUACUAUACGGGUCACUUGCUGAGUGAGACCUUUGAGAAUGUGACCAGGUUACUAACCAAUGGGUCUGGAACGUACUGUGUGACGGCCCAGGAAGAAAACGCAAUCCUAGGGGUUUUGGUCCGCCUUGAUAUCUGGGGUUUGGUAGACUACGGCAGAGCAAUCAUCAUGCGGACAGGUUCCAACUUUGACCGUCCGGCGCCUGGCGUUGACGUCCUCGACAACCUACGCGCCGCCGAACAGAAUGGCAUCACUUUAGCCACCACAAACCUCUACCUGGCCGGAGUAUCAAUCGUGCGGGGAUUACUCAACGAGUGGGAUGGUAUCUUCCAGAAAGGCAUCGCGGCGCCAAACUAUCUCGGCGAUAUAUUUGGUACCCUAGGCGGGCAGCCCGACUUUGGGCCGGGUGGUGUCGACGGAGCAGGGCUAUGA